Copidosoma floridanum is the source of this 2881-nucleotide messenger RNA. It is a transcript of the gene Pep, whose product is annotated as Protein on ecdysone puffs. Gene Ontology annotation, cellular component: nucleus. The record is from RefSeq and is a predicted model, not a curated record. Gene Ontology annotation, molecular function: zinc ion binding; nucleic acid binding. Lineage: Eukaryota; Metazoa; Arthropoda; Insecta; Hymenoptera; Encyrtidae.
AGUCUGCAGACUGCCAGACUCCAUGUAAUCUCACCCUAAGGCGUACAUAUAACUUCUAUCCUUUUUUAUAUUGUCCAUUUCUUUCCUUCUCCUUUGAAGUGCUUUUUGAGUUUAUGUAGUCGCCCCCCCCCCCCUGACCUAGCUGUCUCGUAUUCUCUCUCUCCUCCAUAGAAAGUCUUGUUCAUUGUAUGUAGGUAUACAUAAAGUUUGCCCGGAUCGACUCCAUUUUACCUCCUCCACUCAUUGAUCGACUCCAGAAGGGUAUAUAUUCACAGUUCGUAAAAGGAAAUCAUGGCUUUCAAUCGAGGGGGGGUCAAGCGGGAUAACUUUGGGAACCGCAACUUCAACAGGGGCAUGGGUGGUGGUGGUGGUGGCGGUGGUGGCGGUGGUGUUGGAAACACCGGCAUCGCUUCAAGGAUUGGGAAUAUGGGUGGAAGCGGAAUUGUUGGUGGUGGCAUGAGUCCUUGGGAAAGUGGAAUGAUGCCUGGACGUGGCAUUUUACCAACUCCUAACAACAACAUUUCUCUUGCCUCGCCACAAGCUCAGCUUGCCAUUGCUAGUGAUCUUAUUUCCAACCUCCUGCGUGGCCAACAAGCUAACCAGCCUCAGGUGCCAUCAUUGCUUAGUUUGGGCAAUAACUUCAGUGGUCCCUCUCCAAACUUUUCUAAUCAGCAGAAUUUCAAUCAAAACCGUUUUGUUGAUCGAAAUAUUCGGCCAAACAUGAAAAACCAGCGAGUCCAGCCUUACAACAAGAUGGGUAAUCGAGCCCGAGAUGGAGUUGUUGGGCGGCGUGGCCCGCAACAAUCUCGUGGCCCGUCGGGCAACCAACGCCAGGGUGGAAACCAAAAUCAGCGGAACGAUAAUAGGUCUUCUAAAGCAAUUACUACCCCUAAGCAAACUCAGAAUCAGACCAUCAAAAAGGAAGAAAAGCAGGAAAAGACUUCUGAUAAGACCAAUGAAAAAGCAGAAGCGUCUGUCGCUUUAAGUAACGAAGAGAAUGAAGAGUCUGAAGAAUCCAAGAAACGUGAAUGGAUGGACGAGAAGAAGGAACUCUCCAGUGACAGGAAGGAUGCAGACAACAGCUCGGGCGAGAGGGAUGAGGAAAAAAGCCCUAGCAAAAAGUCUGCUGCCAGACACGCGGAGAGCCGCUACUCCGACGUCCCCAUUAGCAGCAUGUAUUGCCAUGUCUGCAAAAAGUACAUGUGGGAUGGAUCGUCGUUUGAAAACCAUUUACGUGGACGUGCUCAUCUAUUGAUGAUGGAAAAACUUGAUGAAUCUUACAAGCUGAAAGUGGAAUUGAUGAGACACGACUUGGGUGUUGCUGAAGAACAACGCGAGCUGAUUCUUAAUAAUUCAAAGCGUCGUGGCAAGAAGAUUUCCGUCGAUUUGAGCGUAAGGGAGUACUGUACCAUGUGCGACUUGAACUUUUAUGGCACCCUAUCAAGUCAUCGUAAAAGCGAGAAACAUCAGCAGUUGAAGACCUUCUUGCAUCCUCGCUGCUUCCCAUGCUCCAAAGAAUUCCCAUCGAGAAUCGAGUAUGAUGAGCAUUGCUUGACUCCAAGUCAUAUGAAAAAUGCGGCCCAGAACGAGGAGCAGAAAAAAAAUAAGAAAAAAGACAAGCUUUCUAAAGGAGAAUCUGACGUUCGAAGUGCCGAAGACGAGGAAAAAGACAUUGGAGAUUUAAAACUUGAUCAAUUGGAUGAUUCGUCUAUUGACGUCUCAGAUUUUGUUACCGAUAUUCCUGAAGGUGAAAUAGAGAGCAAAUUGAAAAUUCCAUCCUUCAAGCUUGUCAGAUCGCAUAGUCAGUUAGCAGUUGGCAGAUCAUUUGUACAAGAAGUUACUGGCUAUAAUUGCGAAAAGUGUCAUCGUUUCAUGCUAACGGAAGAAGAUUUGAAUGCUCAUCUCCAUUCCAUUACUCACUAUCGUAAUUUCGUGGCUGAAAUUAAAUCAUUGCAAGCUGCUGCUGAAAAUGCUGGCAAGGCUGAAAAGGAAGGUGAAGAGAAUGAAAGUAAAGAUGACAGCAAAGGUGACAUUGAGCCUGAUGAAAAGCGAGCCAAGCUGGAGAACAAUGUUGAUAAGGAUGAUGAUGCCAAUGAAGAUGAAAAAAAUGAAGACGAAAAAUAUGAUCCAGCUGAGGCAAACGGAGAUUCAGAUGAAGACAACAAUGAUGAUAACCAAGAUGCUCAGAAUGAUGAUGAAUCAACUGCAAUAUCCAUCAAUGCAGGUGAAGAUAACAUAUUAGAGGAGAAUAACGAUAACGACGAAGAGGAAGAAAGGGAGGAACCGCCGCCGAAGCCAGUGCAGCAAACAAACGCGCGAACUCCAGCUCGGAGUGCCGCGAGUCAACGUGCACGUGGAAAUCGUGCACGACGAUCACGACGAUAAAAACAUUUUGUCAAAGCAAGCAAAAUAUCGAGCUAAACACACAAUACAAUUAUAAAUAUUGAAUACUUACUCUAGUCGGUCGCAUGAUAUUUUUUUACGUCGUAAAAUAAUUCAUUUUUAUGAUUUAUUUAGAAUGAAAAUUUGGCAAGGCAUAGUUUUUACUCGACAUUUAUGACAAAUUUUAUUACUAUUUUACGAAACUAGUAUGUAUUCUAGUAAACUUUAUAAGUUUGAAUGUCAAUUUUUAUCAUUGCGAUGGACUAGCAGUUUAUUUAGGUACAUUAUAUUGAUGUUAUGUAACCACUAAUCACCUUGAAUGUAAUCUACCCAAUAUCCAUGAAUUUAUGUUAUAAUAUAUACAAUUUAAUGCUAUAUUUUACGUACCAAUAUAGAAUUCUCAUUCCAAUAGAAUACGAAUUUCUGUAUACAUUUAGAUUUUGAAACAAAUAAAAUCUGUGUAUUGUAAAAAUUCUUUUAUUAAUUUUAAAAUACAGUU